Aedes albopictus (Asian tiger mosquito) is the source of this 2699-nucleotide messenger RNA. RefSeq names its product rac GTPase-activating protein 1 (gene tum). The coding region runs from base 364 to 2298 and encodes 644 amino acids. Gene Ontology annotation, molecular function: GTPase activator activity. The transcript is spliced from 7 exons. The record is from RefSeq and is a predicted model, not a curated record. NCBI's taxonomy places the organism in Eukaryota, Metazoa, Arthropoda, Insecta, Diptera, Culicidae. Gene Ontology annotation, cellular component: nucleus; midbody; centralspindlin complex. Gene Ontology annotation, biological process: Rho protein signal transduction; mitotic spindle midzone assembly; mitotic cytokinesis.
ACCCCGACGGCCUCGGUCGCACUGUUUCUCCCGUUUACCGUCAAAAAAUAACCGUCGUUUUCGUGAUCCUGAAAUUUGUUCGUCGUGCUGCUGUUAUUUACGUAUAAUUUAUAGUGUUUUAUUCGUGACUAUCCGGUGAAAUAGGCGAAAUAAAACUCGGUGAACUAUUGCCGAUAAACAGUAAGUUGUUAAUUCGCCGAAAACAGAUGGAACGAAGGCGAUAAACAGUCGCGAAAAGUGAGCCCCAACGUCGCGUCGUUGCUGGGGCGGUGCUUGGUGCUGCUGCCUGUCACCACAAGGUAGGAGCGCUACCGAAAGGGGUAAACGGUGCAUUUUGGAGCGCACGGAGGCAGAAUUGAUAAGAUGACGAUGGAGCUGUCCAUUAUAGCGCAGUUUGAUGAGCUGCGUCGUUGCUCGGAUGUUUUGCGGGAAGGAACCGCCGAAAUAGAAUUUUUGAAGUUCGUUCAGCUGCAGGAUGAGUGUCGACUGCAGUGGUUGAAGGCAGUACAGGAAGCGCAGCGAUUGCAGCGUGAGCUGGACAAUGCCUUGCGGGGAAUGUCCGAUUUGGAGUCGAAGCUGUUCCACGCUCGGAAGUUGCUGGAAGAGGAAAACAAGGCCCGGCGACAUGCAGAACACGAACGGGAAGCAAUGGAAAAGAAGAUGGUUGCGGUAUGCGAUAUAGUUCGGAAUGAACGAGACAUCAAGGAUGAAACAAAAGAACGACUAGCCUUCAUGAAUGCCUACUCGUAUAAACGGAAGUCGACCCACAAUCGUAGCGACAAAUACGGAAACAAUGACAUCAACUCCACUGGAUCAUUCCUUUCGGAUCUGUCCCUCACCCAGUCGGAAGACGAUUUUCUCAACUCGAAGGUAUCACGUCACUCCGGGUUGCGACCUCAUCGGCCUUCAAACAAUAACGCAUCCGGAGCGUUCUACGUGGGCAAUAAGCGAACCCGUCUCAGUCACGACGCCUCGAAGCGAAAGAGUAUCAACCAGGAAAGUAAGAAAGUGAUCGAGUUGGACACGAACGAGAAAAUUAUCGCCCAUACAAAGGUAUCCGUGCCGCAGGAUGAUGGACCUAUUUUGGCAGAAUCGAUCAUCCAGGCCGUUCCCUCGCAUCAGUCAGCGUUCGACGUGAUGUCGAAGCCUUCGAUAGUGUUGCCCAAAGCUACGCCCAAGAAAGAUGCAAACUCGAAGGAGAACAUUUCACCGAACGAGUUCAAAACGCCUACAAAUGCGGAGAAAAAGUUCUCGAAAAUGAAUCUUUUCACCCCCUCGGCACCGCCGAUCGAAGAACUGCAAUCUGGAUUCAAUCGAAAUACGUUGACACCGUCCGUGAAACGUAGCUUUUUGAGGCAGCAUGCCUUCACCGGUAAAACGCACGCUUUCCUGAAGUCGGAAACGUGUGCGCAGUGUCAGCAGAGAAUUCGUUUUGGAUCCAGUGGACUCCGGUGCCGUGACUGCAAGGUCGUCGUUCACGCCGACUGUCGGGAUCAGCUUUCGAUUGCGUGCGUUCCCCAAAGCGGAGGAACACCCGGAUCCAAGAGUAAAUUCCCCGGUUUCCUGUCGGACUACACCCCCAACGUUGGACCGAUGAUUCCGGGUUUGAUCGUACACUGUGUAAACGAAAUCGAAACCCGUGGCCUGACCGAGGAAGGUCUCUACCGAAUUCCCGGCUCGGAGCGGGAAGUUCGUGCACUGAAGGAGAAAUUCCUCAGCGGAAAAACCGUCCCCAAUCUAGCCUCGGUGGAGAUCAACGUGCUGUGUGGAUGCGUGAAAGAUUUCCUCCGAUCACUGCGAGAACCACUGAUCCCGACGGCCAUGUGGAAUACGUUCUCCAACGCGGUGCAGGCCAUUUCUGCCAAGCAAGUGCAAAAGGAGCUGUACGACGCCAUCGAAAACCUUCCACAACCGAACCGGGACACUUUGGCCUACCUGGUGCAGCACUUCCAGCGGAUCGCCGAAUGUAAACUGGUCAAGAUGUCGCUGAACAACUUGGCCCGGGUGUUUGCUCCGACGCUUGUGGGCUACUCGAGCGAGACUGUGGACAAGCAUGCGAUGUUUGCUGAAACCGUCAUCCAGGUUAAUGUGCUGGAAGGUUUAUUCAACAUCCCCACCGAUUAUUGGGCGCAAUUUGUAAAUGUUGAACCGGAAUCCGACCGGGAUGAAGUACCACCGCAAAAGCCAUACGGUACGCUGAACGCCAAGAGCUACAUGGGUACACCGCUGCUGAAAAGUGGACGAAAAGAGCGGAAAUUCUACGCCACGCCUCCUUACCCUUCAUCAAAGAAGAAAUGAGAAACUUCUCAAAACAGCCUCUCCCCGGAGGUGUACUACAAACAGGGCGGUACUUAUCGAGGUCGAAACAAUGCGCGUAAGUGAUAACGUUCUGUUUACCUAUUUUUAAUGUCCAAACUACCGUCUGUUUACCUACCGAUCAGUAAUAUAACGUAAACGAUACCUGGUACUCUUACUUCGUAACACAAAGCACAAUCCCCCGGACGGAAUCACGGUGUCUGACUAUCCUGAUUCGUCCGAUUUUUUUUUUUCAAUUCAAUCAUUAAUGUGCUCUCUUUAAUUAUAUGGCUUAUUUCUGCUGAGGUAAAAUAAUCGAAAUCGCCGAAACAUUGUUGCUUUUUAAUUGAUGGUAUACUAUUUUUAGCAAUAAAUAUAUAUGUAAAUAUCAUGACAUUAGUUAA